Molecule: messenger RNA, 819 nt
Organism: Sphenostylis stenocarpa
Lineage: Eukaryota; Viridiplantae; Streptophyta; Magnoliopsida; Fabales; Fabaceae
Source: the annotation of a GenBank genome assembly
AUGGAAGAGAAAUACAAAUACCCAGGCCUGGAAAUUCUGGAGAAGACCCCAAAAUCGGGUGUUUUCUAUGUUAUCUUGAAUCGUCCAUCGCGACGCAACGCUCUCUCCCAUGAUUUCUUUACACACUUCCCCAAGGCCCUCUAUGCCCUCGAUCACAACCCCGACGUCAAGGUCAUUGUCUUGUCCGCCGCUGGCAACCACUUCUGCUCCGGCAUCGACCUCUCCAUUUUGGGAUCAACAGCAGCCAAUUCCGGUUCCGGCGAGUCCCUUCGCCGACAGAUCAUGGCGAUGCAAGAUGCGGUGACGGCCCUGGAACGGUGCCGUAAGCCGGUGAUUGCGAGUAUCCACGGAGCGUGCAUCGGUGGUGCAAUUGACAUCGUGACGGCUUGUGACAUAAGAAUGUGCACGAUGGAGGCGUUUUUCUCAGUGAAAGAAGUGGAUUUGGCCCUGGCGGCUGAUCUGGGAACUCUCCAGAGGCUGCCUCUUAUUGUGAGGUUUGGCAACGCCAUGGAACUGGCUUUGACCGGUCGCACUUUCUCGGGUGAGGAGGCUAAGGAAUUAGGUCUCGUUUCUCGCGUUUGCGACUCCAAACAUCACCUCGAUCAGGCUGUCCUGGAUGUCGCUCACGCAAUUGCCACCAAGUCCCCCCUUGCGGUGGUUGGGACAAAAAUGGUUCUGCUUAAAAGUAGGGACUUAACUGUGGACCAGGGGUUGGAUUAUGUUGCAACCUUGAAUUCUGCCAGAUUGUUUUCCACUGACUUAACUGAAGCAGUGACGGCACAGAAGCAGAAACGCAAGCCAGUGUUUUCCAAGCUCUGA